UCUGCCGGAGUGACGAAUCAAAACAAACUUUUUGGCGAGGAAGCGAAACCGUGGCGCCGACUCUCUCCUGGAUUUUUGCUCGUAAUUCGUCGCGAUGAGCACGGAAACCUUGCCCGUUAACAAAGUUGUGGUCCACCCGCUCGUCUUGCUGAGCGUAGUGGACCAUUUCACGCGAAUGUCCAAAAUUGGCAGCACAAAAAGGGUUGUCGGCGUCUUGCUUGGUUCGUGGAGAUCCAAGGGUGUUCUUGAUGUCUCUAACUCGUAUGCAGUUCCUUUUGAUGAAGAUGAGAAGGAUAAAUCAGUCUGGUUCCUUGACCACGACUACCUUGAAAAUAAAUACCACAUGUUCAAAAAGGUCAAUGCCCGCGAGAAAAUUGUUGGGUGGUAUCACACUGGCCCAAAGCUCUACCAGAAUGACAUUGCAAUCAAUGACCUGGUCAGACGGUAUUGCAACAACUCGGUGUUAGUCAUCAUUGAUGCCCAUGCCUCAAACAUCGGCCUUCCCACAGAGGCAUACUACAGUGUAGAAGAGGUGCACGAUGAUGGAACCCCUACCACAAAGACUUUCGAGCAUGUAGCUAGUGAGAUUGGCGCAGAGGAAGCUGAAGAAGUUGGUGUGGAGCAUCUCCUGAGAGAUAUUAAGGAUACAGUUGUUGGCUCCCUUGGUCAGAGAAUCACCACUCAGUUGUUGGGAUUGAGAGGUCUCCACAAACAGCUCAGUGAGGUGGCAAAUUACUUAAGACAAGUUGUAGAUGGAACUUUACCAGUGAAUCACACCAUCGUUUACCACUUACAGGAUAUGUUCAACCUCCUGCCAGAUGUAACCAACCCAGCUUUAGUCAAGUCUCUCUACGUGAAAACCAAUGAUCAGAUGCUGGUGGUGUACCUGGCGUCCCUCAUCAGAUCUGUUAUUGCCCUUCACAAUCUUAUCAACAAUAAGUUAGCCAAUACAGAUGCUGAAAAGAAGGAGGGGAAAGAAAAAGAUAAGGACAAGGAUAAGGACAAGGACAAGGAUAAGGAUAAGAAGGAAGGAGAUAAAGAAAAGAAGGAUGAAUCAAAAGAUGAAAAGAAAUCAGAGGAUAAAAAAUAGUUAGGUUAAAAUGUAGGUUAGGAUUAAUAUUUCUUUGUAUGAUAAUGAAAUGCUUUGAUAUAAAAAGUUGGAACUCCUUCAGAAGUGGACUUCACUAGUUAUUUAUUAUAAGGUCUAAAGGAAAGACUAAUGAAAAUAAGGUAGAAAAUACAUAUUUUCAAAUUGUCUUUACAUUUUUUUUUCAUGAGAGGUUCAAAGGUCUUUGGUAAUACAGUGUUAUGUAACCAAAGAAUUUAUUUAUGUACAGGAUAUUGGAUUAAGUUACAUUGUGAAUUUUUUCUCUUCGGCAUUCAAUGGCCUUUUUCUAGUACUUCUGAAGUCCUGCUUAAUCAUCUGCAAAUUCAUUAUUAACAUUUGACUAUAAAUAUGAAACAAUCAAAUUAUAGUCCUCAUUGACAAAUAAGAGUAAUUAUUUUGUAUUAACUAAGCAUGUCCUUUGAUUAUAUCAUACAUAUAAAUGUUGUUCUAGAAUUAUUUAUUUGUUGAUAUUGAAGUGGUAAAAAAGGACAUUUUAAUAUCCAGUGUUUUGGUAUGUAACAUCUGCAUUACCUCACAGAUAAGCUGCUUCUGUUCUGGAGACUAGAAUCAUGCAGAACUUAGCUAAGAAAUUUCAAUAUUUUUGUUGUUUAAGACAGGUAAUAAAAGUUGGAUAUAGUAAA
Penaeus monodon (black tiger shrimp) is the source of this 1749-nucleotide messenger RNA. It is a transcript of the gene Rpn8, whose product is annotated as 26S proteasome non-ATPase regulatory subunit 7-like. Gene Ontology annotation, biological process: proteasome-mediated ubiquitin-dependent protein catabolic process. The transcript has 6 exons. The coding region runs from base 95 to 1090 and encodes 331 amino acids. Gene Ontology annotation, cellular component: proteasome complex; proteasome regulatory particle. Lineage: Eukaryota; Metazoa; Arthropoda; Malacostraca; Decapoda; Penaeidae. The record is from RefSeq and is a predicted model, not a curated record. Gene Ontology annotation, molecular function: metallopeptidase activity; protein binding.